UUGCUGGCGGGCGCGCGUGGACGUGAGGCGCGUGGUGCGGUCGGUGCCCCGUAGAGUCGCUAAGAGGAAUUGGAGCUGCCGCGCCGACGGCGGGGGUCGGCAGGCGUCUGCUCGCUAUGGGCCGCCGGGCGCGGGAUCGCCGGCGGCAGCUGCUGCCGCAGCAACGCCAGGAGCGGAGCGGCGGCGGCGACGACCAAGCGGGCUGGACCGGCGGCUACCCUGAGAUCGUGAAGGAGAACGAGCUGUUCGAGCGGUACUACCGGGAGCAGCGCAUCGUGCCCGACGGCGAGUGGGACGCCUUCAUGGCGGCGCUGCGGGAGCCGCUGCCCGCCACGCUGCGCAUCACCGGCUAUAAGAGCCACGCCAGGGAGAUCCUGCACUGCCUGAAGGAGAAGUACUUCCGGGAGCUGCAGCACCUGGAGGUCGACGGACAGAAGGUGGAAAUGCCGCAGGCGCUGAGCUGGUAUCCAGAGGAGUUAGCGUGGCACACCAACCUGAGUAGAAAAAUCUUGCGUAAGUCACCGCAGCUGGAGAGGUUUCAUCAGUUUCUGGUUAGCGAGACAGAGUGUGGAAACAUCAGUCGUCAGGAGGCUGUUAGCAUGAUCCCACCUCUGCUGCUUAACGUUAACCCUGAUCACAAGAUUCUAGAUAUGUGUGCUGCACCUGGAUCUAAGACUGCUCAGCUCAUUGAAAUGUUGCAUGCAGACAUGAAUGUUCCUUUUCCCAAGGGUUUUGUAAUUGCUAAUGAUGUUGACAACAAGCGCUGCUACUUGCUGGUUCAUCAGGCUAAACGAUUAAACAGUCCGUGUAUCAUGGUGGUAAAUCACGAUGCCUCCAGUAUCCCUAAUCUACAAAUAGAUGUGGAUGGAAGAAAAGAGAUCCUCUUCUAUGACAGGAUUUUGUGUGACGUCCCCUGCAGUGGAGAUGGAACCAUGAGGAAAAACAUUGAUGUAUGGAAGAAGUGGACAACACAAAACAGUUUGCAGCUCCAUGGAUUGCAACUAAGAAUUGCAACUCGUGGUGUUGAACAGCUGGCAGAAGGUGGGAGAAUGGUAUAUUCUACGUGUUCAUUGAAUCCUAUUGAAAAUGAAGCUGUGAUUGCAUCUCUGCUGGAAAAGAGUCAAGGUGCCUUAGAACUUGCUGAUGUCUCUUCUGAGUUGCCAGGUCUGAAGAGGAUGCCAGGAAUUACAAAAUGGAAGGUCAUGCUGAAAGAUGGACAGUGGUUUGAAGAGUGGAAAGACGUGCCUUCAAAUAGACAAACACAAAUACGUCCCACAAUGUUUCCUAUAAAAGAGGAGGAGAAGCUAAAGGCAAUGAAUCUAGAGCGCUGCAUUAGAAUACUGCCACAUCACCAGAACACAGGAGGCUUUUUUGUGGCUGUGUUAAUAAAAAAAUCUCCAAUGCCAUGGAAUAAACGCCAGCCUAAGGUUCAUCAGAAAUUACCAGAAAAAACAGGAGAUACUGAGGCGACAGCAACAAAUGCAGAUGAUGGUUCUGAAGAUACUACUGAGAAGCCAACACUUGAAGAUGAAGAGUCUAAGAAAGUACAAGAACAGCAAAAUUCAGACACUGAGCAGAGCAAAAAAGGAGUUUGCGGACCUCCACCAUCUAAAAAAAUGAAGUUGUUUGGUUUUAAAGAAGAUCCUUUUGUAUUUCUCCCUGAAGAUGACCCAUUGUUCCUUCCUAUCCAGAAGUUUUAUGCACUGGAUCCUUCAUUUCCCAAGAUGAAUUUAUUAACUCGAACUCAAGAAGGAAAGAAGAGACAGCUGUACAUGGUUUCUAAGGAGCUGAGGAAUGUGCUUCUCAACAACAGUGAGAAGAUGAAGGUUAUCAACACAGGAAUAAAAGUCUGGUCUCGCAACAGCGAUGGUGAGCAGUUUGGAUGUGCCUUCAGAUUAGCACAGGAGGGAAUAUAUACUCUAUACCCAUUCAUUCAUGCAAGGAUUAUAAAUGUCUGCAUAGAAGAUGUUAAAAUACUGCUAACCCAGGAAAAUCCAUUCUUAAGCAAAUUCAGCAGUGAAACACAGAGGAAAGUCAAAGACAUGGCAAUGGGAAGUAUAGUUCUGAAGUAUGAGCCAGACCCUGAAAAACCUGAUGAUCUUCAGUGUCCUGUAGUGCUCUGUGGCUGGCAAGGAAAGACAUCGCUCCGUGCCUUUGUGCCCAAGAAUGAGAGACUUCAUUACCUGAGGAUGAUGGGAGUUGAAGUGUUUAAAGCAAAGAGGAAAGAGGGGGAAUCAGAAAGUAAAACAGAGGAGGAAGUUCAGUGCAGACCAGCACAAAUGGAGGAAGGAAUGGAUGUGGAAGAUAAAGAACGGGAUGCAGUCACUAAAAUGGAAGCAGAAGUAGGUGGAGAAUCUCACCACCGUCCUAUGGAAAGCAGUGCUAUGGAAAUAGAAAAUAAAAGUGAGGAUUCAGAUCAAUUUAGUAAAAAUACCAACAGUCACAUAAGCCAAGAAAGUAAAGAUAUCAGUACAAAUAAUGUGAAAGAUUAAAUUUCUUUCAAUGUUACUUCUGUGUGGCUUCCAUGAGGCUCACAUCCAGACUCUGGCUUUUAGCAUGGAAGAAUAUUUUAAAAUUUCAGUUGGGAUUCCUAUUUUAAAAUUUCACCUAUUUUAUUUUUUAAAUGAAAACUAUAUUAAAAAAAAUUCUCUUCAAGCGUGUCUUAUUGUUACUACUUUUCGGUUUCACUGGUGGGUUUGUGUGUCUGUUGCUGGCAAUGGACCAUGCACCAGUAAAAUCUGAAGCCUGUCUUUGAAAUAGAAAAAUGGUAUGUACAAAUAAACUGGCUGUGGCACUGGUCAGAAUCUUACGAAGAAUUCCUUCACAAUAAAGCAAAACAACAACUGAAGUUUCAUUCAAAGCA
This is a messenger RNA of Tympanuchus pallidicinctus (lesser prairie-chicken), 2863 nucleotides long. It is a transcript of the gene NSUN2, whose product is annotated as NOP2/Sun RNA methyltransferase 2. Gene Ontology annotation, cellular component: cytoplasm; nucleus. Gene Ontology annotation, biological process: tRNA methylation. The transcript is spliced from 19 exons. The record is from RefSeq and is a predicted model, not a curated record. Bases 117 to 2492 code for a protein of 791 amino acids. Lineage: Eukaryota; Metazoa; Chordata; Aves; Galliformes; Phasianidae. Gene Ontology annotation, molecular function: tRNA binding; tRNA (cytidine-N5)-methyltransferase activity.